Molecule: messenger RNA, 2840 nt
Organism: Dunckerocampus dactyliophorus (ringed pipefish)
Lineage: Eukaryota; Metazoa; Chordata; Actinopteri; Syngnathiformes; Syngnathidae
Gene: lrrc59
Product: leucine rich repeat containing 59
Exons: 8
Coding region: 154-1131 (325 amino acids)
Molecular function (GO): protein binding
Source: RefSeq, a predicted model, not a curated record
GUGACGUGGAUUUUCAUUCAACGUCAGAGUUGCACCAAGAUAUUCAAGUAGCAGGCUUUAACAGCUGUCUUUUUAAUCCAAUUUUCUAACAUUAACACACAGGACUUAUUUUUCUCUCCUCCAGGACACAAAAACAAACAAACGGGACACAGGAUGAGUAAAAACAGCAAAGGACUCAAUUUAAAAGAUAAACUCACCGACAAUGAAAUGGACCUGAGCCUGUGCAAUCUCAGCGAGGUGCCCGUCAAGGAGCUGGCUUCACUCCCCAAAGCCACUUUUCUGGACUUGUCCUGCAACAACCUGACUUCACUGCCUUCAGAAUUCUGCAACCUGACCCACUUGGUGAAAGUGGACCUGAGUAAAAACCAGCUGACCUGUUUACCGGAUGACCUGGGCAGCCUGGUCAAUCUUCAGCACCUGGACUUGUACAACAACAAGCUGAACGGCCUGCCUGUUAGCUUCUCUCAGCUGCGGAGUCUGAAGUGGUUGGACCUGAAGGACAACCCUCUGGAGGUCGACCUGGCUAAAGCAGCAGGGGAUUGUCUGGAUGAGAAGCAGUGCAAACAGUGUGCCGGCAGGGUUCUGAAACACAUGCAAACGCUUCAGGAGGAGGCUGAACGUGUGCGGGAAAAGCGCCUUUUGAGGGAAAAAGAGCUGGAGAAGAAGAAGGAGGCUAAGCAGAGGGAGAGGGAGGCCCGGGAGAAGGAGGUUCGCAAGCGGGAGAAGGCUGAGGAGAAGGAGAAGAGGAGGAAGGAGUACAAGGCUCAGAUGGCCGCUGCUGCCGCCCAGGAGCAACAGAAGAAGAGGAGUGAGGAGAAGAAGAGCAAGAAGAAGAAUGGACAGGCUUUUGACAAAAAGACAGUGGUGGAAGUGAUGUCCAAACCUCGGCGAUCUCUCCUCAGCCUCCUCUUCAAGCUCCUCCUCCUCUUGCUGCUCGGACUGGCUGGAGCCACCGCUGCCUGCCGGCUGACGGACCUGCAGUGGGAGGAAGUGUGCGUGCCGCUCAACAUUGCAGUGGACCAGGGCCUGUCCUGGGCCCAGGAGAAGGAGGGCGUGGUCAGACAGCUGCUCUACGACCUGUCCACUGCAGCCAAGGACUUCCUGGAAUCCACGCAAGCAUCCAAAAGCUAAAUGUGCACUCGAUGCGUUGUUCUCCACUUUGAAUCCUGAGAUUUUUAAAAGAAAUGUUCUGAUCAAGCUGCUUCUCAUUGAUGCAGGAUGAGGGGUUGGAGGGGCAAAUGUGUGCCAAAUCAUCUUAAAUUCCUAUGGAAUUAUUGUCGCUCUUUGUACAACCGCUUGUUUUUAAAUGCGUCUUUGUCUUCUUCAACCUGGCCUGAUCUGGAGACGCACAGGGUUGUGAUGAGCUCGUCUCAGUAACAUUGGCCUUCUUCUGGUGGAAAGGAAAAUAUUCUAAUGUGAUGUGGCUAUUAGCAAGUAAACGUGCUAACUGAAAUGCAUCUGCUUCAGUAAAAGUCUUGAUGGAACAGUAAAAGUUGAUGAUUGAGUUUGCCUCCACUUCUCAUCAGUGGCUCAUGGCGACACGAGAAUGCCUCACAUCCAAGGAAACAAAUGCCUGCUCUUCCCAAUUGGUCCGUUUCGACCCCGCUCCCAAUCCUUUUUUUAAGUCUGUGACAUUAUGUCUCGUCUGCUGCUACGGCUCAAUCUGUAGUCCCUCUCCCUCAUGUGGCUGGUGCAGCUGCGCAGCCUAGUCCGAACAGACUCGUCCACCAUCAUCUCCAAGGUCACCUCCUUGAACACCUGACACACUGACACCUGCAGGAGUUGACAUCCCAUAAUUACACCACCCUUUCACACACAUGCACAAUACAUUCGUUUUCAGGAAUUCAUUUCAGACUAAGAAACCAAUUCAAGGCUCGGGAAGUUUUUGCAGUUAAUUUUUUUUGACAAUUUUCACUUUUUAUAAGCUACUAAAGUUGAAUAUUUGAAAAUUAAGAAAUAUAUUACUGAACGUUCUCACAACGCUGUUGUGGCCGUAGUCCAGCUAAAACUCAACUCUGAAUCCCAGACAUCACUUCCUGUCCACAUAUCCAGAAGACAUUUAUUAAACCACACACGACCACAAGACUUAUUUUCUCUUAUGUCUACUAUAUUGGGUAAUAGGAGUGUAAAGGUGACCAGAGGGUUGUUAUUUCAUGUCUAGAGGGCUCUAAUAAUGGUAAAAAUCGUAUUUUGAAUGUUCUAAUCAUUCUAUUCAUUAAUAUUGAAUCCUAUGCGGAAAUUCACUUAUCGCUGUUGGGUUUGGAACAAUGAAAAACGAGGGGUUACAGUACUGAAAUAAAUCAACUUUUCAAAUGUAUGCGAAUUAAUUGGCAUUCACCUCUAGAUGGUGAGAUUCUAGUUUUUUAAAGUUUAUUUUUACCUCUUGGAACUGCAGUUUCUUGAACAUGGCGAUGCUGAUCCCGUUGUCCAGGCCGAUUUUCACUUGAAACUUUUGGAUGUUGAGUUUGGCGACCCCUGGUGGAAGAGAAGGCGCUCUUCACUCAUGCUGCUUUGGGUGUGUACAGUACUUACUCCCUCGCUACACAUUUGAAUAUAAUGUACACAAAUAAAAAAAAUCAAUGUGAAAAAAAAUACAUUUUUUUUAGAUAAUAUUUGGGCACGCCUACGAAAAUUUAAUUUAGGUGCCAAAAGAAAUCCUCAAUCCCUUAUUCUUAUAAUAAACAAAACUAUAUAAACAUGAUAUUUCUGUCAAAAACAUCCUUUGAAGUAUAUUUGCUAUUUGAAUGUAUUUUACGAAAUUCAGUAGCCGGAACUUCAAGUUGAUGGAAAAUCCCAUUUAUAGGUAUAAGUUUAAUUCUUGUCAAAAUGAGGUUGUAAUC